GAAAUAAAACAACAGUAAAAAGACAGGCUAUAUACCGUGGCGAGGCUACAUACAGACACCGGUUAGUCAGGCUGAUUGAGGUAGUAUGUACAUGUAGAUAUGGUUAAAGUGACUGCAUAUAUGAUGAACAUAAAGUAGCAGCAGCGUAAAAGAGGGGUUGGGGGGAGCAAUGCAAAUAGCCCGGUUAGCCAAUGUGUGGGAGCACUGGUUGGUCGGGCCAAUUGAGGUAGUAUGUACUUGAAUGUAUAGUUAAAUUGACUGUGCAUACAUGAUCAACAGAGAGUAGUGAAACGCUAGCUUAGUUGGUGGUGCGCGGUAAAUAGUGUUUCAAUCGCUGCUCUGCAAGGGCCGCGGAUUUUGUGGAGCGAUGGGUAACGAUGCUUCGAGGGGUGACUGUUGUUGAUGUGUGCAGAGGGUUCUCUGGUUCGCGCCCGGGUAUGGGCGAGGGGACGGUCUAAAGUUAUACUGUUACAUUGAUGCUGUUGACCCGGAUCACUGGUUGCUGCGGAAAAGGAAGAGGUCAAAGGGGGGGUGAGUGUAACGGAUGUGAAACGCUAGCUUAGUUGGUGGUGCGCGCUAAAUAGUGUUUCAAUCGGUGACGUCACUUGCUCUGAGACCUGCUCUGCAAGGGCCGCGGCUUUUGUGGCGCGAUGGGAAACGAUGCUUCGAGGGGUGACUGUUGUUGAUGUGUGCAGAGGGUUCCCUGGUUCGCGCCCGGGUAUGGGCGAGGGGACGGUCUAAAGUUAUACUGUUACAGUAGCAGCAGCGUAAAAGAGGGGUUGGAGGGAGCACAAUGCAAACAGAUCGGUUAGCCAAUGUGCGGGAGCACUGGUUGUUUGGCCCAAUUGAGGUAGUAUGUACAUUAAUGUAUAGUUAAAGUGAUUAUGCAUAUUAGAGGUCGACCGAUUAAGAUUUUUCAACACCGAUACCGAUUAUUGGAGGACCAAAAAAAAAAGCAGAUACCGAUUAAUCUGCAGAUAAAAAAAUAAAAGAUAAAAAAAGUAUUUAUUUGUAAUCGAUUUCCGAUUGUUAUGAAAACUUUAAAUCUCCCCUAAUUAGUUGCCCAUUCCGAUAAUUCUAAAAUCGAUUAAAUAAAAAAAACUAAACACAAUACCCAAUAAAGACAAAGCGAAAACAGGUUUUUAGAAUAUUUUUCAAAUACCUUAUUUCCGUAAAUAUUCAGACCCUUUGCUAUAAGACUCAAUUUAGCUCCUGUGCAUCCUGAGUCCAUUGAUUAUUCUUGAGAUGUUGGAUAAGAUUUGGUAUGGCACACAGCUGUCUAUAUAGGGUCCCAGAGUUGACAGUGCAUGUCAGAGCAAAAACCAAGCACAAUGAGGUCGAAGGAAUUGUCCGUAGAGCUCCGAGACAGGAUUUUGUCGAGGCACCGAUCUAGGGAAGGGUACCAAAAAAUGUCUGCAGCCUUGAAGGUCCCAAAGAACACAGUGGCCUCCAUCAUUCUUAAAUGGAAGAAGUUUGGAACCACCAAGACAAUUCCUAGAGCUGGCCGCUCGGCCAAACUGAACAAUCUGGGGAGAAUGGCUUUGGUCGGGGGUGACCAAGAAGCCGCUGGCCACUCUGACAGAGCUUCAGAGUUCCUCUGUGGAGAUGGGAGAACCUUCCAGAAGGACAACCAUCUCUGCGGCACUCCACCAAUUAGGCCUUUAUGGUAGAGUGGCCACUCCUCAGUAAAAGGCACAUGACAGCCCGUUUGGAGUUUGCCUAAAGGCAUCUCAGACUAUGAGAAACAAGAUUAUCUGGUCUGAUGAAACCAAGAUUGAACUCUUUUGCUUGAAAGCCAAGCGUCACAUCUGGAGGAAACCUGGAACCAUCCCUACGGUGAAUAUGCUGGUGGCAGCAUCAUGCUGUGGGGAUGUUUUUCAACGGCAGGGCUGGGAGACUAGUCAGGAUUGAGGGAAAGAUGAACAGAGCAAAGUACAUAGAAAUCCUUGAGGAUCAAAUUUUAUUUGUCACAUGCGCCGAAUACAACAUGUGAAAUGAUUACUUACUACAAGCCCUUAACCAACAAUGCCAUUUUAUGAAAAAAAAGUGUUAAGUAUUUACUAAAAUAAACUGAAAAAAUAAAUAAUAAUAAUUAAGGAGCAACAAUAGAAUAACAGUAUUGAAGCUAUAUACAGGGGAUACUGGUACGGAGUCAAUGUGCGGGGACACCGGUUAGUCCAGGUAAUUGAGGUAAUGUGUACAUGUAGGUAGAGGUAAAGUGACUGCAUGAAUAAUAAACAGAGUAGCAGCAGCGUAAAAAUGGGGGUGGGGGAAGGACAAUGCAAAUAGUCCGGUUAGCCAUUUGAUUAGCUAUUCAGGAGUCUUAUGACUUGGGGGUAGAUGCUGUUAAGAAGCCUUUUGGACCUAACUUGGCGCUCCGGUACCACUUGCCGUGUGGUAGCAGACAGAACAGUCUAUGACUAGGGUGGCUGGAGUCUUUGGCAAUGUUUUGGGCCUUCCUCUGACACCGCCUGGUAUAGAGGUUCUGGAUGUAAGGAAUAUUGGCCCCAAUGACGUACUGGGCCGUAUGCACUACCCUCUGUAGCGUCUUGCAGUCAGAUGCCAAACAGUUACCAUACCAGGCGGUGAUGCAAUCAGUCAGGAUGCGCUCAAUGGUGCAGCUGUCAAACUUUUUGAGGAUCUGGGAACCCAUGCCAAAUCUCUUCAGUCUCCUGGGGGGAAAUAGGCAUUGUUGUGCCCUCUUCACACCUGUCUUGGUGUGUUUGGACCAUUCUAGUUUGUUGGUGAUGUGGACACCAAGGAUCUUGAAGCUCUCAACCUGCUUCACUACAGCCCCGUCGAUGAGAAUGGGGGCGUGCUCGGUCCUCCUUUUCUAGUAGUCCACAAUCAUCUCCUUAGUCUUGGUUACGUUGAGGGAGAGGUUGUUAUCCUGGCACCACACUGCCAGGUCUCUGACCUCCCUAUAGGCUGUCUCAUUGUUGUCAGUGAUCAGGCCUACCACUGUUGUGUUGUUGGCAAACUUAAUGAUGGUGUUGGAGUCGUGCUUGGCCAUGCAGUCAUGGGUGAACAGGGAGUACAGGAGGGGACUGGCCCCCGUGUUGAGGAUCAGCGUGGCAGAAGUGUUGUUACCUACCCUUACCAACUGGGGGGGGGCAACCUGUCAGGAAGUCCAGGAUCCAGUUGCAGGGGGAGGUGUUUAGUCCCAGGGUCCAUAUCUUAGUGAUGAGCUUUGAGGGUACUAUGGUGUUGAACGCUGAGCUGUAGUCAAUGAAUAGCAUUCUCACGUAGGCGUUCCUUUUGUCCAGGUGGGAAAGGGCAGUGUGGCGUGCAAUAGAGAUUGCAUCAUCUGUGGAUCUGUUGGGCACUAUGCAAAUUGGAGUGGGUCUAGGGUUUCAGGGAUAAUGGUGUUGAUGUGAGCCAUGACCAGCCUUUCAAAGCACUUCAUGGCUACCGAUGUGAGUGCUACGGGUCGGUAGUCAUUUAGGCAGGUUACCUUGGUCUUCUUGAGCACAGGGACUAUGGUGUUCUGCUUAAAAUAUGUUGGUAUUACAGACUCGGUCAGGGACAGGUUGAAAAUGUCAGUGAAGACACUUGCCAGUUGGUCAGCGCAUGCUUGGAGUACACGUCCUGAUAAUCCGUCUGGCACUGCGGCCUUGUGAAUGUUGACCUGUUUCAAGGUCUUGCUCACAUCGGCUGCAGAGAGCCUGAUCACACAGUCGCCCGGAACAGCUGAUGCUCUCAUGCAUGCUUCAGUGUUGCUUGCCUCGAAGCGAGCAUAGAAGCUAUUUAGCUCGUAAUCUCUUCGAGAGAGGACUCCGACUGGGGCGAAGGUUCACCUUCCAACAGGACAACGACCCUAAGCACACAGCCAAGACAGCGCUUUAGUCCCUUCGGGACAAGUCUCUAAAUGUCCUUGAGCCUUGAGUGGCCCAGCCAGAGCCCAGACUUGAACCCCAUCGAACAUCUCUGGAGAGACCUGAAAAUAGCUGUGCUGUGACACUCCCCAUUCAACCUGACAGAGCUUGAGAGGGUCUGCAGAGAAGAAUAGGAGAAACUCCCCAAAUAAAGAUCAAUUGCAGACUACUUCUCUACGAAAAGCAUUACUGGUGGAUUUUCAGCCCCCCCUCAGGUUCUCUGGCAGGCUAUUCCAGAGGCUGGGGGCAUAAUAACUAAAAGCUGCCUCUCCAUGCCUCUUGGUCCAAGGCUUUGGGAUCGUUGAAAGGCCAGUCCCAGAGGGACCUAAUGGGUGCAUUACUUGUCAAAGAUGUCAUCCCUUUGGGGUCUCCUCGUCCUGAACCCUCACCGGCCCUCUCCUCCAUCCAGGAGACCGAGAUGAAACCCUCUCAGCCCCCCGGACACCUGUCCAACCCCAACACUUACCCCCUGCCCAAACUCAGGGCGAAGACCGCUCCUGGCCUGCCUCCUCCCCCUCCCCACCUGCCAGGGGUACACCACCGAGCCUCCCGGGUUGGAGUUGGGGGUGAAGCCAAGGAUGGCCCGGCCAACUUUACAAACACCCUAAUCAGGAAAACCCAGCAUUCCCACAGCCCUGUGACCCCUGACCCCUAUAGGGGCAAGAACUUUAACACUUGGGGUGGUAUGGGAAGGGACAACCCACUGUCACCCUCCUCCCUUCCCCCAUGCAGAAUCAGUGCCCCCAGCAGAAGGAGGGACUAUGGAGUGGUGCUGAGGGAAGACAUGAACAAGAAACUCAAGAGUCGUGAUUCCCUGGACCACAGAGGAACCACUCCCUCUAACAAGCAGUUUACUCCAGGAGGCACCAGAUCCAUGUCUCUGAAGAGACUCAGACACCCAGACUUGGAGGAGAGAAACAGAGGAAGAGGAGAGGACAUGGCUAAAAAGAGACUUCAUCCAGAGGACGAUAUCCCAGACCCUAUCAGUACCUGUUGCCCACCCGAUGGAACAGCCAGUUCUAAAAUGUCCACCAACCCCAACCCAUCCUACCUGAAGAAAGUCUUCAUGAAGAACAAUCUGAGCUCAAGUCCUACUCUAAGGUUGAAGGAGAGUCUCACCCCUAAGAAGACAGAGGAAGGGAUGGAGGGAGACAGGAGUACUUUCCCAACCUAUCCACUCUCCACACCCAAACCUGCGAGGAAGCGCUGCACCGCACAUGGAAAGACACCAUGCUGCAAUAAUGUGAGGGAGAACAGCAACCCUCAGGCCGGAUACAGGGGAAUGAAUCACCAAUCUGGCAACCCAGCCAACCUGCCAGUCACAAUCCUUAGUAGAGGAGAAUGUAGUAGAGCUAAAGAGACCAGAGAGCGAAAGAGUGGAGGAAGAGAACCGACAGUUCGCCCCGACGGGAGAACCCCCAAACCCGACUCAAAAUCUCAGAGCUCGGACUCGAGCUGCCCUAGUUCUCGGUGCCAUCACGCAUUGGAAAAGAAGCGACACGUCUCUCGCCCACGGAGAACGUCUGCCUUGCCGGAUGACCUGAAUGACCUUUUCACCCCUGACCCCAUAACCUCUAGCCUGUCUAGAGCAGCGAUGACCUUUUCUCCCAGUCCCCAGAGAGGAGACAGGUCGCCCUCUGUGCACAACAAGGUUCCUCUGCCUGUUGUGUUGGCUACUGUCAGUGAUGCUAGUAUGGAACCGGGGUCCCCCUAUGUAACAAGCCCUAGAGAAAUCCCCCCAAAAUCCCGCUCACAGCGAAUCCCAUGUCCCAAGAUCUCUUCCUGUACGGACACUGCAAUGGACCCCUGUAAGCUACUCCUGGACCCCAAAAUCUACUCCUCCUUUGUAAGGCUGGAGUUGAGCAGGAAUGACUUGACUAAACUAGAGACCGGCUUGUACAGAGCCAUCACCAGCACUGUAUCAUCCUCAGGGAAGCCCUCAUCCCCUCAGGAUGUCGCCUCAGGACUGAAAACAAGAUCUUCUGGUAUUGCUUCAGCAGAGUUGGUGUCAACUAUGAAUGAGGAUGAGAAUGCCUACCUCAAGACUGAGUCCUCCGUUCUGAAAACUAUCCCCCUCUCAGCCUCUGCAAAGUCCUCAUCCUCAUGGAAGGACAAGUCAUUUAGCAUGGAGACGGCAGACCUCAAAACCAGUCCCUUCUCAACCCUGGACCAACAUGGACAAGGAAAGGAGGGUGAAGAGAGGAAGGAAGGAGACCAGAAGGUCCAUAAGAGUUUAUCGUUCCUUGAGGAAGGAGAACAAAGAAGCAUCAAGAACAAUUCCUGUAAGAGUCUGGAGGGGGACCCUGUGGAUGUGGAGUUGAGCCUAGGCCUUGACCUGAGCCUGGGGCUAGAGUUGGCGCUAUCCCAGACCAGCAGCAGCAGUGACGAGGACCAGCUGCCGUCCCUGCAGCAGAUCCUGGACCGUACCGCCUGGCCUCCAGACACCCCAGAAGAAGGAACCAUCCCUGCACCCAGCAUCCCCAUUGGGCUCCUACACCACAGCCAACCACCAUCUUCAUCUAAAGCCACCAGUUACAGGAACAACCUGGAUGAGAUGCUGAAGGAAAAGGAGAGCAUUCAAAGGUCUAAGGAGAUGGAAGCCAAGCUGCAUCUCUCCUGUAAGGAGAAACUGCUGAGAUUGGCUGAGGAAGAGGAGGAGGAGAACAUUGAGGAGGCUAUCUCGCAGCAGCAAAAGGAUUUCCUGCAGCGUUUCUCGGUGUUGUCUAGUGCCAUCCAGGACCUGCACCCCGGGGAAGCGGUGUUCAACCUGGACAACUUUGGCCGUCUCUUCAGCCAACACACACUGCAGCUGAGACGCUGUAACGUCACCCCGUGUGACACCACACAGAAAACAAUCCUAUGCUCCUCUCCAGACCAGUUCAGGACCCAGGUCAGUUCCCAGCUGUUCCAGAGAGCCUACUGCUCCUCCCCCUGUCCUCCCCAGGUGACCCGCUGGCUCUUCCAGAUGAUGUCAGUCCACUCAGACAGGCUGACCUGUCAUCAGGUACUAAAGGCCCUUGGAGAUAUUGCCUGCUCUGCUGCUGAACACAUGGUACUGAAUAAGAGUGAGAGGUUUGAGGUGUGGGUGCCCAGUAUUGGAGACAUGACCCUGGUCUUCAUGAACAUGGGGGUUCCCUUUGUCACCCUUUUCCCCCUGGAGAACCUACAACCCCCCUUCACUGAGGGAGACCUGAUAGAGGGCCUCCAGAUCAGCACAGAGAGCCUGUCCAGCAAGAAGGAGAUCAGAACUUUCCCUGAACACAACUUUGACAAUGUCGUCAAGUACAUGUGUCAUUGUACGUCGUUGUGCCCGCGGGUCUACAGUGACGGAGAACUGUUGUUACUCCUGACGGUGGUGAGCAGAGUGGGCCUGGACACGCAGCUCGCCCUCCAGCCCACUGAGCACCUCCGCUCCCUACUGCACAACCUGGUCAACAGCAUAAGGGACUUGGACAUCAUGCUACCCAGGAUCUGCAUGUCGCUGAUUGCCCUGACUGAGGACCACCACAACCUGCGCUGGCUGGUUGAGCUCCUGCCAGACAGCAUGCGCGGCAAGCAACUCAGGAGACACCUCAGUGUGUCGGCGAUCUCCAAGCUGCUAAACAACAGAUGCACUUACAUUCCCUCCAACACAGAGUUCCAGCUGUCAGACCUGCGUCCCUACCUCUCCCAAAUGCGGCCCUCCUCACUCCUCCGGGGGCUGGCCACCUCCUGCUACAGGAGGAGUCACCACCCACACAGAGAGCGGGAGGAAGCGGAGGACUGUGCCUCCCUGGACCAGCAGGCCUACUACCUAUGCUACAGCCUCCUGGCCUUGGCCAACGAAGCCACCAACUUUGAGUUCUUCCCUUCGGAGCAAAAGAACCAGUUGUUGUUGCUAAGUGCUGAGCUGGAGAAACACAUCAAAAGUGACAUCAGGGAGAGUGAGAAGAUGCUUUACAGGAGCAGGGUGAAGGACCUUGUUGCCAGGAUCUACACCAAGUGGCACGUGCUGGUCCAGAGAACCAGGCCUCUCCAGGAUAAACUGUAUGACUUCUGGCAGCCUCCGCCUGAGGAUGCUGUGAGCAGCAGCCAGGAGAGCCAACACUCCCACAGGGAGAGCGACGGGGAGGAAGAGAGAGAGGGGGACAGGGUCAUGGGAGGUGGAAGGUGAAGAAGAUGAGGGGGACGAGGUGAUGGAUGGAGAGGGACAAGACAAGGAGGAGAGGAUUGCAGUGAAGUCUUUGGCAAUGGAGGAUGAGAGUGAUGAGAAAGAGAAGACACCAGAAAAGCACUUAGUCAUGGAGGAAGCUGAGGAAGAAAAGGACAUUCAGGGGGAGGAGGAAGAUACAUUCCUAAAGAUGGAGGAGAUUGUGGAACUUACGCUAGAGGAUUCAGAUGAGGAACCAGAUAUGGAAGACAUGGUGGCAGAAAGGACAGAAGUAGAACUGAGGGUCACAGAAAAGAGGGAAGCAGCGGAGGAGGAGAGAAGGGAAGAACAGACUGAAGGGAGAGACCUGAGGAGAGACUGAGGAGAGAGGGGAAGAACAGACUGAAGGGAGAGACCUGAGGAGAGACUGAGGAGAGAGGGGAAGAACAGACUGAAGGGAGAGACCUGAGGAGAGACUGAGGAGAGAGGGGAAGAACAGACUGAAGGGAGAGACCUGAGGAGAGACUGAGGAGAGAGGGGAAGAACAGACUGAAGGGAGAGACCUGAGGAGAGAGGGGAAGGACAGACUGAAGGGAGAGACCUGAGGAGAGACUGAGGAGAGAGGGGAAGGACAGACUGAAGGGAGAGACCUGAGGAGAGACUGAGGAGAGAGGGGAAGGACAGACUGAAGGGAGAGACCUGAGGAGAGACUGAGGAGAGAAGGGAAGAACAGACGGAAGGG
Molecule: messenger RNA, 8746 nt
Organism: Oncorhynchus keta (chum salmon)
Lineage: Eukaryota; Metazoa; Chordata; Actinopteri; Salmoniformes; Salmonidae
Product: SMC5-SMC6 complex localization factor protein 2-like
Exons: 17
Coding region: 4204-8028 (1274 amino acids)
Source: RefSeq, a predicted model, not a curated record